This is a messenger RNA of Rangifer tarandus platyrhynchus (Svalbard reindeer), 465 nucleotides long. NCBI's taxonomy places the organism in Eukaryota, Metazoa, Chordata, Mammalia, Artiodactyla, Cervidae. The record is from the annotation of a GenBank genome assembly.
AUGACCAAGGCUCCCUCCCAGCUGGAAAUAGGUACAGAUUCUCUGGUGACCGACCGACAGACCCCCGAAUCGCGCUCCUCGCGUUCACACAUUCCGGACUCCCCACGACCACCCCCCGCCCCCGCCCCCGUCGUGUUAGGCUCGUCCCCACUCUCGCCCACCCGUUACGCAGCCGCCGCGUCCUCCUGCGCUCGCUGCGCCCCGGCCCUCGGGGGAGCGGGACUCUCUCAGGGAGGCGGCCGGGGCCUGGGACCAAACGGGAAGCCCCGGGAGGCCGUCCCGGGCGAGGAUGGGGGACAGCGGCUGUGUCUGAGGACCGCCGCGGACGCCAUGGCCGUGGAGGCGGGGCCGGAGCUCGCUGCUAGGGUGGCGUUCCCGGCCGCGUUCGGAUGGCUGGGGUCUCACUUACCUGGGGGGCGCAGGCGGCCGGGAGCACCAGGGGCCGGCGGUGGGGUGGGUGGCUGA